AUGGCUGAAGGAGUUAUUCCUACUACAUUAUUGAGUUCUGAAUCAUCUCACAUUCCAUUUUUGAGAGGUGAAAAUUUUUCUAACUGGAAAGAUAAGAUUCUUUUGACUUUGGGGUGCAUGGACCUUGAUUUGGCGCUUCGUGUGGACGAACCACCUAUUCCCACGGAAUCAAGUACACUAACUGAGAGGGCUUCUUAUGAGCGGUGGGAGCGAUCUAAUCGCUUAAGUUUAAUGCUCAUCAAAUCCCAUAUCAGUAAGGGCAUUAGGGGUUCAAUCCCUGACUGCAACAAGGUUAAGGUCUUCAUGAAGGCUAUUGAAAAGCAAUUUGUGACAUUUGAUAAGGCAUUAGCCAACACCCUAAUGAAGAAACUCUUAGGCAUGAGGCUUAAAGGUUCUAAAGGUGUGCGUGAACACAUUAUAGAAAUGCAGGACAUUGUAGCUCAACUUAAAACAUUGGAGAUAGAGAUUUUUGAGUCAUUCUUAGUACAUUUUAUCCUCAACUCUCUUCCUAUGGAAUAUAGUGCUUUCAAAAUUUCUUAUAACACAUAG
Camellia sinensis is the source of this 549-nucleotide messenger RNA. NCBI's taxonomy places the organism in Eukaryota, Viridiplantae, Streptophyta, Magnoliopsida, Ericales, Theaceae. The record is from RefSeq and is a predicted model, not a curated record.